Didymodactylos carnosus is the source of this 921-nucleotide messenger RNA. Lineage: Eukaryota; Metazoa; Rotifera; Eurotatoria; Philodinida; Philodinidae. The record is from the annotation of a GenBank genome assembly.
AUGGUUUGCAUUUGUUCCAGAUGUCGACUAUAUUUUCAUGGAAUUCAAUUGACGACUCAGUGUCAAUUAUUAAAAUUUACAAAUUUAAUUAAGGGAUGGCAAAUGAGAAAUUUUUUUUUGGAUACAAAUGCAAAAGUAUUACUUUAUUUCAUGCCAGAAGAAGUCCGAAAGAAACCUCCACGAGGUGUGAUUGAACUAACAGACGCUUGGGUUAGUCCGUCUACCGAAGAUGAUAUUACAUUCACAGUGCAAACAUCAAGUGGUGAAACAUUUAAACUAAGAGCGAGUGAUGCAAAAGAAAGACAAAAAUGGAUUGAUCGUUUACGUUCAAACACCGGGGCAAAUGCGGCUGAGACGUAUGCUUCGUCAUUACCACCACAAAAAGUCGUAAAUAGUGUACCUACUAAUAAUGAUUCGUUACCUCGUUCCACGAGACGUGAUUCAAGUGUACAUCAUUACCAAACACUUAAAGAAUUAAAAGAAGUUAUAAGAUGUACAGAUGCUAGUCAACGAGAAUUUGUUGAAACAGUUGAAACUAUACCUGAUUCUUUACGAUUAAAUUUAUUGAGCAAGGAAAUGCUAUUGCUGCGAUCGACAAGUCAGUCAUGCGUUACAACAUUGCAAGAAAGCCUCGCCAUAUUAACCAAUAGAAGGCUGGUAGAGCUUAAGACGCCUGAACCUGAUUUCGUUCCGCCUCCCUCUCCUUCGCCACAGCCACCAUUGGUAGCAAAACAACUAAGUCAAUCAUAUGGCGGCAAAACUGGAAUUAGUUUAUCGACUCCUCCACCAUCGAUGCCACUAAACAAAACUUCAAGUCUUACAGGUUUGAAUCAGCCAACAAACGAACAAAGUUCCAUUUUCUUACCAACGAAAUCAUUGAAGUGUAAGUGUAGUACUAUCAUCAUGUUACGAAUUCACUAA